AUGGAGAAAGAGAAGGGAGGAGAUGAGCAAAACACAAAACCAACAAGCCAAAACAAAAAAGUGAUAAUACAGAUACCAUCAUACCAAGAAGUAAUUGAAAGUUCACAAAUAAAACCACAAUCACAAGAAUCUUCAAUAUUUAAACCAUCACAAACUUUCUCUCAAGCUUUCUCCUUUAUUAAAAACUCUGAAUUCUACUCUCCUCCUCCACCUCCACCUCCACCUUCAAAAUCUGAACAUGGGUCUAAUAAUUCUGCAACGACAAGUGAAAAGGUUUCAUCUUCUCCAUUGGCAUCAACCACGUCACCUUCAGUGCAGAGUAAUCCGAGUCGCAAUGCAAUUCUUGUUAGCCAUAGACAGAAGGGAAACCCCUUGCUUAAGCAUAUUAGGAAUGUAAGGUGGGCUUUUGCGGAUGUUGCUUGUGACUACUUGCUUGGGCAGAGCUCAUGUGCUCUUUAUCUAAGUCUUCGGUAUCAUUUACUGCAUCCAGACUACUUAUAUUACCGUAUAAAAGAGCUUCAAAAGAACUACAAGCUUCGUGUUGUUCUAUGCCAUGUUGAUGUGGAGGAUGUAGUUAAACCUUUACUUGAAGUCACGAAAACAGCUCUGCUUCAUGAUUGUACACUAUUAUGUGCUUGGAGCUUGGAGGAAUGUGGUCGCUACUUGGAGACUAUAAAAAUGUAUGAAAACAAGCCUGCAGACCUUAUUCAGGGCCAAAUGGACACAGACUAUUCAUCACGGCUAAACCAUUCUCUCACCAGUGUUCGACAUGUUAACAAGACAGAUGUGGUCACACUUGGAUCUACAUUUGGGUCUCUUUCUAAUAUCAUGGAUGCAUCCAUGGAAGAUCUAGCUCGUUGCCCUGGAAUAGGAGAGCGCAAGGUGAAACGCUUGCAUGAUACCUUUCAUGAACCAUUCAAGCGUGUAGUUUCAAGCCAGCCUGUUGUCCCUGAAACCCCAAUCCAGAAAGACACCGAACCUUCCUCAGUCAGUGAAGUUGCAGACUCGGAGAAAGAAGAAGCAAAUGCAAACAAACGUAGAAAGAAACAACCUAAAUUAACUGUCAAAUCAGCUCUGUCUGCUGCGUUUGCAAAGUAUGCUAAGAAAUCGGGUAAUAAGAAUGAUAAAUCAGAAGGAGAGAAGGUCGGAGAAACAAGUACUGGCAUGGACUCAGAAGCUGAAACUAGGGAAACCUCUGAUGAAGGGGCCGCAAGUUAA
Dovyalis caffra is the source of this 1218-nucleotide messenger RNA. The record is from the annotation of a GenBank genome assembly. NCBI's taxonomy places the organism in Eukaryota, Viridiplantae, Streptophyta, Magnoliopsida, Malpighiales, Salicaceae.